GGAUAUUAAUAAAGAUAAUACAGCUUAAAAUCAACGCCGAGUCGCUAUAAACCGCAUCAUAAAUAAAUAUUCGGUAAACAAAAUCUAGCGGAAUGCUUAAUUUUCGUAUGUUUUCAUGUCAAAAAACAUAAGGAUUUAGAUAAUUAUGACUGCAAUGUCAGUAUUACCUGAAGAGGAAUCCGAGUUUCAAGAGCCUCUUAAAAGACAACCCUGGUGGAAAAAGAGUCCCACACCAGAAAGAUCAAGUCCUGAAAGUAAAAAUAAACUUGAAGAGAUUACGAAAGACCCGCAAAAGAUUAUCAAUUGGGUUGAAUUAGAAGAAAAUGGAACAUUUUACAACACAACUUUGAAAAAAGUAAGAUAUCGAACACUGGUUUCAUUUGAUCCGAAUGAUCAAAACACAGCAUUUAAACAAUGGGAGAUGGUUAAAGUUAAGCAGCUAAAAGCUGGAAAGAUUGAAAGUUUAAUCGAGCAUAUGACUUUACCUUUUGAGGAUGAAGAUCCAGAUCCAGGCUUUAUUUUAGCAUUUCUUUGUACUUACAAAAGUUUUACAUCAACAACAGAAGUUAUUGAUCUACUUUUAAACAAAUUUGAGAUUCAAAUUGAUAAUAUUCAAAAUGAGAAAGAAAAAAGUGAACAAGUUAUAAGGCGCAUCUGUAAAGUAAUAAGCGUUUGGAUUGAUCAGUAUCCUCAAGAUUUUGAUGAUCCUCCCUCUUACACGGUAUUAAAUAAAAUAGUUUUGUUUACAAGCCUGCAUAUUGAUCUUUUAACUUGUAUAAAAGAAGUUCACAAUAAAUGCUGCACAAGGUUGAACAACUUUGCUACCAGUCCAGUUGAUGAACGUUCAUUUAAAUUCAAGUUUUGUUUCUGCCCAUCUAUAAUUGGUUGCACAUGUGAAAAUGUUGGAGUGCAUAAUUUGCAGUUUAAAAACUUUUCAGCCCAGGAGUGUGCUGAACAACUGACUUUAGUUGACUCGGAGCUGUUUUUAAAAGUUAACCCAAGAGAGAGUUUAGGAUACUUCUGGUCAAAAAGGGAUAAAAUACAAGGGUCAAAGCCAACUUCAAUAAAAUUGACAGUUGAUCAUUUUAAUGCUGUAUCUCUAAAUGUCAUCUCCACUGUGCUUGAUUCUAUGGAUGAAAAAUCACAUUUGCACAGUACUUUAGCUCGCUCUAAGACUAUUACAAAAUGGCUAGAUAUUGCUUUGGAGUUGCGAGAACUGAAAAAUUUUUCUAGUUUAAAAGCAAUUUUAUCGGGGUUGCAAUGUGCACCUAUAUAUAGGCUUACACAGUCAUGGGAGUUAGUACCAAAAGCAUCCAUUGCCAUCUUUAAUGAACUCUCGCAAAUUUUUUCAGAUGACAUGAAUAACAAAGCUUCUAGGGAUUUAUUAAUACAGGAAGGUACUGCAAAAUACUCAACAAACUCACUUGGUCGAUCAAAAUCAAAGCGACAGUCUCUUAUAAAUAUGGGUAUCACACAUGGAACUGUACCAUAUUUAGGCACUUUUUUAACAGAUCUUACUAUGAUAGAUACAGCACUACCAGAUAAAGUCAAGGGAGAUUUGAUUAACUUUGAAAAAAGGAGAAAGGAAUUUGAAGUUGUUAUAUUGAUAAAACUACUACAGCAAUCUGCAAAAAACUACAGCAUUCAACCAAAUCCAGAGUUCUUCACUUGGUUUAACUCUCUAAAAGCUUAUAGUGAUAAAGAAAGCUACGCGAUAUCACUUGAGGUUGAACCGAAAAAUGGAGUAAAGCCUGAAGUUGAACCUGUUGGAAAAGAUCAUACUAUAAGACGAUAUGCAAGCGACAAUGACAUAUUUUCAUUGAAGCAAUCGAGUAUUAACACGGCUGAAGAUCUUGUUUCGCUAUAUUCUCUAGAACUAUCUAAAAGUACCAUUGACUUGACUGACGCUGGUAUGAUAUUGAAAUCAAAAGUUUCUAAAGAUAGAUUUAAAGUCGAGAGUUUAUCAUCUCGAAACAUGCUUGAUCCAGAUGACGCUGUACCUCUUGACGAAACAGCAGUAGUCGGAAAAGUUUAUCUUGAAGACACAGUUAAUGUUCAAUAUAAAAGUGUUAAGAUUACUCCGACGUCUCGAGCCUGUGAUGUAAUAAGCUCUACCCUCAAUAAGUUUAAAGUCUCAACCGACGUUUCAUGCUAUUCGCUCUAUCAAAUUAUAGAUAAUAAAAAAAGUUUGCACAUACCAAUGAAUUCCAAUAUGUAUUACGCUAUGCACAAAACGCCAGCAUUAUGUUUCAAAGUAUCAAGGAAAAAGUUGAAAACGAGUAAGAAAGCGGAAAAAUCAUUAUCUUUUAACACGUUAGGCAAAAGUGACGUGAUUCUACUUAAAGCUUCUUAUUCUCAAUUAUGAUGAUUCCUACUGUUAUUUGCAAGAUUGUAAAUUUCUUUUGUUUUUUUACAUUUUGUUGAUAUUUUAAAAUAUAUUUUAAUCCGGAACUGUGUAUUAUGAAGAGCUUCUUAGAAUUUAAUAAGGAUAAUGUUUUUAUUCCUAACUUUUUGCUUAUGUCAUGUAAUAUAUUUUUUAUUGAUCCUUCAUUUAUAAUGAACGAGAUUUUAUUUUUGGACAUUGUAGUAAAUAUUUUUUAGUUUUAAAUUAUUUUUUUAACUUAACUGAAUAUAUAUUUUUUAUUUAUAUUUUUGUUACAUUGUUUUUAUUGUUUUUUUGUUUUUUUAUACUUUCUUUGUAUAAAUAAAUCCAUUACAUCGUACUUUAUUAUUUCAAUGUUUGGUUUUUGUUAUUACCUUGUUUUGUAUAUAACAAAAAAAUUCCUAGAACCUUUUUUUUUUUCAACACGAAAAUAGUGACGAGAUUUUAAUUUAUGACUUGUAAACAGAUUAGUUUCUUUGCUAGUUGUUUUUUUAUAUUAAAUUUUAGAA
This is a messenger RNA of Hydra vulgaris (swiftwater hydra), 2892 nucleotides long. Its product is annotated as ral guanine nucleotide dissociation stimulator. The record is from RefSeq and is a predicted model, not a curated record. Gene Ontology annotation, cellular component: plasma membrane. Lineage: Eukaryota; Metazoa; Cnidaria; Hydrozoa; Anthoathecata; Hydridae. Gene Ontology annotation, molecular function: guanyl-nucleotide exchange factor activity. Gene Ontology annotation, biological process: positive regulation of GTPase activity; Ras protein signal transduction.